CGUCGACGCCAAGCAACCCAAGGCAAGCCAAGUCGCCAGCCACUGCGCUCGCUCGGGAUCCAUCCAUCCAUCCCCCUCGUCCUCGUCCUCGUCCUCGUCUUCGCCUCCUCCUCCGCCCGCCCGCCCCUUGAUCCCGAUCGACGACGCCAACGCCAGAUCCCCUUCCACUCGAGACGCCGGCUCCUCACCCGCCCGACCGACCGACCGACCGCCCGCCGAUUCCACAUCCCUCCCCGGCCUUCAAGCAGUGAAGGAACCUUAUGAGCUGGUUGGCUGGGGCUUUACUCCAAUUCUGGUGCUACUAAGAUGGGUCAGGGCCUGCUCAACAACAAGUUUGGGACAAGACUAACCAUAGAUGAAAUAGCAGGCGCUUACCAUUUCUCGCUCCUGCUCUCCCCCGUGGUUUCCUUCUGGGACUGCAUCUUCCGCAAGAUAAGAUACUCAUUCAGACCUGAGUGGGUGUAGCAUCCUGCAGUCACCCGUCUUAGCAAUAGUUCCUUUCUUUUUCUUCCUCAUCAUCAAAAUAAAUAAUUAAAAAAUAGACGGACAGAGGGGCUCCUACUCUUAGGAAACCACCUGCCAAGGUGUCCAAAGAAUGAGCUUUGAACAUUUUGUCUUCUUUCUUCCCUAAUUAUACCUAGUUGUUAGUAGAGGAGUCUACCAGAGGUAAUAGUUAGUAGUAAAUAGCAGCAGGCACGGUUGUCAUGGACAAGGCUAUCAUGAGCAAUAAUCAGGCAGGCAAAGUCUUGAAGAAAGGAAAAAAGAAACAGGCCAAGGAUGAACUGGAUCGCCAGAAGCAGGCUGAGAAGAAGCGGCGCCGCCUGGAGAAAGCGCUGGCAAACUCGGCUGCCAUCAUCUCAGAGCUGGAAAAGAAGAAGCAGAAGAAGAAGGAAGAACAGCAAAGGCUGGAUGAGGAAGGUGCUGCCAUAGCUGAAGCAGUUGCUCUUCAUGUUCUCAUAGGUGAGGACUCCGAUGAACCCUGCCAUUUGAUGCUCAACAAGCACAUCAGGUGCAACCAUUGGGAUGCCUCGGCUGCUUUUGAAUUCACCGUGGAUGCACAAUCCACUGAUAUCUACCCCUCUGAUGAUGGACUGAUAUGCGCCAGCCAUGCGUAUGCUCCCAGACCCAAAGGGAGAUGGGCUGAUUGGGGGAUUGGCCAGCCAUUGCCAUCUUGGGGAGAAGUGAGUGACCUCCAGGGCCCGUACUAUCAAGGAACAUUCCAUCAGUCUGUUACCUGCCCUGGUUUCAUAGCCGCCCAAGCUGUGUCAUCGUUGCAGAUCAGAGAAGAGUCAUCAGAGAUCACCUCUCCAAGCCAAGGGGCGGCUGCUGCAACCGUGGUUAACAGGAUGCUUGGUGGCACCAACAGGCUCAACCUUUACAGAGAGAUAUAAACAUUAUUACACUUGCCAUAGUAGUAUUGUAUAUAGUCACCCAAAAAAGAUGUGUUUGACUGCAUUGCCUGCGAUAUAUAGUCUUCUGGUUCCGAAAGAAAUGGAUAGAACAUCUUGUUUGCUGUUUUCUUUGCCAAAGGAUAUUUUGUAUCAGUUAACAUUGGUAUUGUAAUGUGAACAGAUAUGCUUUUGAUGAAUUGAUCGAUUCUCGUUGCUUA
Sorghum bicolor (sorghum) is the source of this 1609-nucleotide messenger RNA. RefSeq lists its product as uncharacterized. The record is from RefSeq and is a predicted model, not a curated record. The coding region runs from base 705 to 1391 and encodes 228 amino acids. Lineage: Eukaryota; Viridiplantae; Streptophyta; Magnoliopsida; Poales; Poaceae. The transcript is spliced from 2 exons.